Copidosoma floridanum is the source of this 604-nucleotide messenger RNA. RefSeq names its product trafficking protein particle complex subunit 2 (gene Trs20). Gene Ontology annotation, biological process: endoplasmic reticulum to Golgi vesicle-mediated transport. The record is from RefSeq and is a predicted model, not a curated record. Lineage: Eukaryota; Metazoa; Arthropoda; Insecta; Hymenoptera; Encyrtidae.
UUGCUUGAAAGUGUCCCUUAAUAUUUUUGUUGACGGUUGAUUGUGGUUAGGUUCAUUGUUUUUCAUUUAUGAUGUUGAUUAACUUCUGGAUUGAACAAUAAGCCUUGCGCUCUUUGUGUUGAUAAAAAAUUUAAAAAAACAACAUGACGUCGAGUUAUUACUUUGCCAUUGUCGGCCACGCGGAUAAUCCAUUGUUUGAGAUUGAAUUCAAUAAUUCUAGCAAAGAUACCAAGAAAGAAGAUCACUCGCAUUUGAGUCAAUUCAUAGCACACGCAGCGCUUGAUUUGGUGGAUGAGCACGUAUGGAAGACUACAAACAUGCAUCUGAAGGUUGUUGACAAAUUCAAUCAGUGGUUUGUCAGUGCUUUUGUAACAGCCACUCACAUACGCUUUAUCAUGGUUCACGAUGUCAAAAAUGACGAUGGCAUUAAAAAUUUUUUCAACGAAAUGUAUGAAACGUACAUUAAGUAUUCGAUGAAUCCAUUUUACAAACCAAACACUCCCAUUAAGUCUGUUGGUUUUGAGAAAAAAGCCCAAUUUUACGGAAGGAAAUAUUUAACUUCGUAAUUAUCAAGUCUGAAAGCCAUGAAUUAUGAAUUUUAUGU